AAUAAUUAUAGAUGAACCCGUCCAGAUUUUGCGACGACAAAACACAAACAGCACGACUUAUGCCACCAUUAAGACCACCCAUCUCUGCAUUAGGCAGGGGAUAUGUUUGCCCAUCGUGUAUAACAAAACUACAGCACCCACGGUACUUUCCCUCAUCGGUUCGAACUAUCUCAUCGAGACGCAACAACCCCCCUCAGAAGACACCAAUUACCCCGAAACUUGAACCCAGGUUGAACAAAGAGGCCGUUAGUUUUCGCCAAUUCGAGCAGGACGAACAUGGACGACUUGCGCCACUUGAUAUUCGAGAAGACGACCACAUCCUUGAGGGGCUAGAUUUGAAACAAAAAGACCACGAAGAUGAACUCGCCAGGCUAUCGGAGACCGUGGAGGGUUCCCAUGAGGGAACGUUGGAGGAGAAACUGAAAUUUGUCGAAUCUCUACGCCGGGCGCUCGGAAAAGACUUGGGAGUAGAGUUAAAAGCGCCAGCUAUCGAAAGUUCAGCAACCAUCGACAGCCCUAGCACACGAAUUGCCAAACCGGUCCGGGCCAAGCAGAAACGACAAGCUGCAGCCAUAGAACCCAUAGAAGUUGAAGACGUCGACGUUUCAAUACCGCGGCACUCAUUCCCAAGAGAAGGGCAGGCCUACAUAUCCCGUCUGAACGAGGCCCUUGAAAAAGCCUCUGCGGCGCCGUUGAAGAACCGAAAAGAAUUAUGGAGGUGGUAUUCACUCAGCAGAAAGACGCUUUGUGCUGCAUGGGGGGAGGUUCCCAUGAGCACCUGGCAAUUGCUUUGGAAAGAGUUAUCUGUUGAAGCUUUAGAUAACCCCGAUCGAAUGCCACAUGUCAUACAGUUGGGAAACGACAUGGAGGCUGCCAACAGGCCCCUCAAACCAGAGCAGACAUUGCUCUAUAUCGAGGCAUUAUUCGUCGAGGGAAAUCAAAAGGAUGCACUGGCGAGAUGGGAAUCGGUUCGGUCGUCAUUAACGCUUGUUGAAGCGACUGCGAUCCAAUAUUGGGCAUUGGGCGUUGUCAUGCUAGCCAAAUCCAAGCAACCAGCUCGAGCGCAGGAGGCAGCAGAUGUCCUGUUGAAUGACCUGAAAGCGGUGAAAGAAAGCAGGGCCCUCAUCCCUCUCAUCCGAACAUGGUCUGAAUAUCCUGACAGUUCUGCUAUUCAGAUGGCAUGGGCAUUGUAUGUCCGGCUGAAGUUUUGGAUGGGAAGCAGCAUGGAGAUGCAGGAUUACGAUGCCGUAGCGGGUAUUUUCUUAACUUCAAAUAGAACUGAUCUAGCAUUGGCUGUGUUCAGAGAUAUGAUGUUAACUGACGACCCAGUGGCCAAGAGCUAUGAUUCUCUAGCUCUAUACCCGCGAUUUGUGGGAUUGAAAGGUACACGGCCCUUGGAGUCUUUCCAGCUCGGCCCCGAGGAGACGAGCUGGACUCGGAGCAAUCCUCUCACGGUCUUGCCGCCAAAAUUUCGUAAUAAGUUCUUCUUUGGUAGCUGGAUAAAGAAACUCGUUGGGGACGAUGAAAUCGAUUGGGCCUCUCAAGUCGUUGAACUGAUGUCGCAGCGCGAUAUAAGGCCAGAUGCCACCUAUUUGAACGGAAUAAUCGGUGCAUGGUUCCGGACUGGAAGCGCUGAGAACCAAAAGAAAGGCACCACCAUGGCUUGGAAAAUGAUUGCGGCACGACUCGAAUUUGUUCGCUACAGGUCGCACCGUUAUACAUCCACCUUGGAAGGCCCAGUGCGAGCCAGAUUCGACCAGACUUCCAAGGACGACUUUAUUCGUCCAUCAUCCAUUGCUGUCUCAGCUCAAGCGUCAUUGGAAACCUUUUCCGUUCUCAUUCAUCACUACCAGCAACUCGGUCAAAAAGACCGUGUCCAGGAGCUUCUUGGUGCGAUCAAGGCAACAGAGAUUAAGCCUAAUACCGCCUUCCUCAACAGCCUUCUGGAGCUUGGUUCGGCUAUGCACCAUCGCCCGUGGGUUUGGAGUCUUUAUGUCCGUUUUGUGGAGCAAGAGAGAGUAGUGCCGAGCCAGUACACUUUCGCUCUUCUGUGGAAGAGCAUGAAGGAUCAUGUGGAUCCGUUAAUCAACCGUUCGAAAGCUGGUUACCCGUCACCUAGAUUCUUGUUUGCUGAGAUGAACAAAUCGUCGACCUGGAAAAACGAAAAGUUGGCAAGGGAAAUGUACGACCAGAUUAUUCUCUGUUUUGGACUAGCAGAUGACCAAAUCGGGACAGCCGUGGCACUCAGGGCAAUGCAGAGACUGUAUGGAAUGUAUCCGAAUGAAGCGACGGUUCGAAGCAUAGUCCUACAGAUUGCAAAGGCCGGCGUGAAGAAUGUUGCAGGCUACAGGCCACGCAGACUGAAUCUGAAUAAAGAUACGCAGCGCAGAAUUAGUGACGUCGGGAAGGUACUGAAGACCUUGAAGGACGACAGGACCAAGCAGCUUGAGGAUCAAGGCGUUGAUGUUGAAGGCAUGAGCAUAGAGGAUAAGUCGGAAGAGUCGCUGAAACUACUGUGCCUUUUGCUACGCUCUACGGCGGAAGUAAGGAUGGCAUCAGAAGCCUCGGAAUUGCGCAUGGAAGCUGGAGUAGGAGGUGUCGAUUAUCUGGCACGAUCUGCAGCCCAUGAGAUGGGGGUGCCCGAGAAUCUACCUUGGGCCUCUUAAGAUGUAAUUUUGUAAGAUAGGACAUAUGUAAACAUAUAUUGAGCAAUGAUACCCACCUUAAUUCUCAAC
Molecule: messenger RNA, 2735 nt
Organism: Pseudogymnoascus verrucosus
Lineage: Eukaryota; Fungi; Ascomycota; Leotiomycetes; Thelebolales; Thelebolaceae
Exons: 1
Coding region: 12-2666 (884 amino acids)
Molecular function (GO): protein binding
Source: RefSeq, a predicted model, not a curated record